Messenger RNA from Stylonychia lemnae, 1824 nucleotides. Lineage: Eukaryota; Ciliophora; Spirotrichea; Sporadotrichida; Oxytrichidae. The record is from the annotation of a GenBank genome assembly.
AUGAAUUAAAACCUACAAAGAUUAUUACUCAUUCAGAAAAAUAUCUCUUGUCACUAGCCCUCCAGCUUCAUCAAGAUUUAAAAGUACAAUUUCGCAAGAAACAUAAAAAAGCCACCCUCAUCAGACUAAUUGUCUAGCAGUGAUGCAUCUGAUGCAGAAACUGCUAAGAUUGAAAGACCUAAAUCAACCUAUAAAGAUUGGUAAAAAGAACUGAAAAACCCAGCAAAUAAACUUUACUUUGACGAUAUUGAUAGAAAGAAAGCCCAUUACACUAAAGAUAUAGAUGAAUAAGAGUACUAAGAAAAAAAGGAAUAAUUAGAAAAAGAAAGGAUUUUAGUAAAUAAGGCAAGGAAAGAACUUAAAGAGAGGGAUCGCAUGCCUUAAUGGAAGUAGGAAUUCAUGCAUAACCAAAAACCAAUCUAGGACAUAAUCGGAGAGUCAGAGGGAGAAUUCGCCAAACUAGCGAAAUUGAAGGAUUUCUAAUAAUUCACCACUCUAGAUUUCCUAAACAGCAUAAAGAAUAAAAGUGUUUUGGAAUCAGAUAAUCUUCUUUCCAAAAUCAUGAUUGCUUUCAUUAAGAAGCUGUAUCAAAAUGAAGGAAUUGAUAUCGAUAAUGAUGAUAUUUUCAGACCUAGAUAUAAAGAGUAAAGAGAGAAAAUCAAAAGAGUUUUUACUGGUAGGUCGGAAAUAAAGAUAGCAAUCUAGACUCUCAGUGAAAGUAUCUAAUAGGUGCCAGUUAAUGUAUUAGCAAGUAUAAUAACUAUCUAUUCAAAGGGUAAUAUCGAGGUUUCUGCUUAAAUGAUGAAGAGUAUAAUUAAGAGAGUGAAGAUUUUACUUUUGGACGAUUCAAGUUCUUAGAAUAUUAUGAGCUUUGUAGUACUUUUCAGAAUGUUGUUCAAGUUGAGUGUUCAUGGAAACAAGGAAGAAGUGAGACAAAUUUUACUUGAUUCUAUGGAGUUUUUCUUUCAGUUCUUGCAAAUGAAUCAUUAGAAUAUGAAUAUGGAAUAAAUUGCGCAGUCUGCUAGAGCUCUCACUCUGGAAAACCAGAACUCAUAAAUCUACAAGCAACCAAUACUCUCGAUUAUACAGGAUAAACUUGUAGAAGUCCCUAAAAUGUCAAAUAUUUUGAUGUAUGAUUUGAUUGAAACUCUUAUGCAAGUCAAUCAGACCGAACUCAGUAGUCUUGAUCAGAAAAGUCUUGUAUGCUUUUAAACUUUGUUCAAGGAAGUUAUUGAAAGGCUUAAAGCAGGGGAUUUUAAGCUCCAUCAUUGUGACCUAUUUAUCAAGCAACUUACAAAUAAAAAACUAAUCUUGCAAAAAGAGGCGUUUUACAAUCAAGAUCUUUUUUUCAAGCUUAUCUUUAUAGUGUUCAUCCAAAAAGCUAAUGAGAUGGACUUUAGUAACUUUAUGCUGUAUAUUAAGGCAAUGGAAAGAUACAAUAUAGAAGUAAGCUCUGAUGUUGCUGCUUUAAUCAAUCUGAGACUUGAGCAAUUAACAGAUAAAAUGCUAUAACUUUAACUUGAUAAGGAUGGUACUAGUAGAUUUGAUCUAUAUAGAUUUUUCUAGAGUGUCUCCAAAUUAACAAAAUCUAACCACAUAACAACAAAGCUUUAUAGCAAAUUCUUGUAGAAUUAUUUAUCACUCCUUAAGUCAUAAUUUCUAAAUGAAAGCAAAGAAGACAUAAAAUUGAAUAUUCUAAAAACUGUAACUUUGAUCCUAACACAAACAAAAGCAUUAGAAAUCAAAGUAGAUGCUGAGAUUUUAAGUGAUUAUAAGUCAUUUAGAAGAUAGGGCAAUCUUGAAUUACAAAGAAAUGAUCAAUGA